This is a messenger RNA of Haliotis rubra (blacklip abalone), 1308 nucleotides long. Its product is annotated as clumping factor A-like. Lineage: Eukaryota; Metazoa; Mollusca; Gastropoda; Lepetellida; Haliotidae. The coding region runs from base 1 to 1308 and encodes 435 amino acids. The transcript has 4 exons. The record is from RefSeq and is a predicted model, not a curated record.
AUGUCGUCAGGAUAUCGCGAUAAUGUCGCGGAUAAAGUGGAUGAUAGUGGAGGGAAAGUGGUGACGAUAGCUGAUGAUGACAGUGGGGAUGAUAGUGGAGACGAUAGUGGGGAUGAUAGCGGGGAUGAUAGCGCUGAUGACAGUGGGGAUGAUAGUGGCGACGAAAGUGGUGACGAUAGCGAUGAUGAUAAUGGUGAUGAUAGUGGGGACGAUAGCGAUGACGAUAGCGGUGAUGAUAGUGGGGAUGAUAGUGGAGACGAUAGCGAUGAUGAUAGUGGUAAUGAUAGUGGGGACGAUAGUGGAGAAGAUAGCGAUGAUGAUAGUGGGGAUGAUAGUGGAGACGAUAGCGGUGAUGAUAGUGGGGACGAUAGUGGAGACGAUAGCGGAGAUGAUAGUGGUGAUGAUAGCGGAGGCGACAGGGGGGAUGAUAGCGGGGAUGAUAGCGAUGAUGACAGUGGGGAUUAUAGUGGAGACGACAGUGGUGACGAUAGCAAUGAUGAUAGUGGUGAUGAUAGUGGGGACGAUAGUGGAGACGAUAGUGGUGACGAUAGCGAUGAUGACAGUGGGGAUGAUAGUGGAGACGAUAGUGGUGAUGAUAGUGGGGAUUAUAGCGACGAUGAUAGCGGAGAUGAUAGUGGUGAUGAUAGCGGAGGCGACAGUGGGGAUGAUAGUGGAGACGAUAGUGGUGAUGAUAGUGGGGAUUAUAGCGGGGAUGAUAGCGGUGAUGACAGUGGGGAUGAUAGUGGAGAAGAAAGUGGUGACGAUAGCGAUGGUGAUAGUGGUGAUGAUAGUGGGGACGAUAGUGUUGACGAUAGCGAUGAUGAUAGUGGGGAUGAUAGUGGGGACGAUAGUGGAGACGAUAGCGAUGAUGAUAGUGGUGAUGAUAGUGGGGAUGAUAGUGGAGACGAUAGCGGUGAUGAUAGUGGGGACGAUGGUGGAGACGAUAGCGGUGAUGAUAGUGGGGAUGAUAGCGACGAUGAUAGCGGAGAUGAUAGUGGUGAUGAUAGCGGAGACGACAGUGGAGACGAUGGCGUUGACGAUAGUGGAGAAAAUAGUGGAGAUGAUAGUGGAGACGACAGCGGCGAUGAUAGCGGGGAUGAUAGUGGCGAUGAUAGUGGUGACGAUAGUGGUGACGGCAGUGGAGACGACAGUGGAGGUGAUAGCGUUGAUAUGCCUGCGAUUGCAGUUGAUCUAACGUCGGUUGACGCUUACGCACUCGUCGGCCGGGGUCAUCCUCACAAAUACUCUACUGAGUUUGAGUUUUGGGCGAUUUGGAAGGCCAUGAGCACUGUACCGAAUAGCAAAUAA